AUGGCAUCAACUCGGCAUCACGUGUUUCUCUUCGGAGACCAGACCGACGACGUGACGUCUGCCGUCCACUCCUUAUACGCCAUAAGCCGACGAUCCGGUCUCCUGACGAAGUUUCUCCGAGAAGCUUCAGAUGUCUGCCAGAUCGAGUUUGGCAAGUUGGAACCGUGCUUCCGUAGCGAGACGCCCCCUUUCGAAUCCCUCCUCGAGCUGUCAGAGCAGCAUGCGAAGACAGAUGGAUCACCAGUCCUAGUAGCAUCUACGCUGUCUUACUUCUCCCGCUUGGGAGAGCUUAUUGUUCGCGCAGAGGAGGACCACACUCUCUUGACAUCGGACCGUAGUAUAAUUGGAUUAUGCAUAAGUUUAUUCCCAGCCGCCCUUGCGGGUACCGCCCAGAGUGCCUCCGAGCUUGCAAAGCUCUCUGUGGAGGCCUUUCCUACAUACUUCGCCCUCGUCGUCAGCAAUCACUACCGAACAAAGCGUAUCGAAUGGGCUCACGGCCACUGGUCCUAUCUGGUGAUGAAGCCAUCAGACAUGGAUCUCCAACCGUUGCUUGAUAGGUUUCACGAGGCACAGGAUGUUCCGGCCCACAGACAUACAUGGAUUGGCGUCGUUGGUCGCACCUGGGUCACAGUCAGUGGCCCGCCGUCAACACUCAAGCAACUCAUUGCGUUCUCUGCCGAGCUGCGAGCUUUACCUGGCAUGGACCUGCCUGUAGCCGGUGCUGUCCAUGCUCCCCAUCUUCCACCGCUCGAGGUCGAUAUACUGGCCAAGAAGUCGGACAUAUGGAACCUUCCUAUCCAACCCAACGCCUGUGUCAUGUCGACGGAUACGUGCGAACGAUAUCCGAUGAAGACGCUGGGAGAAAUACUCCGGCAGAUCGUACCUGAUUGCACACAGGCACGACUGAAGGUUGAUGCGACCAUCACUGCUACGGCCGAAAGGAUUAAGAAAGCUGGUGUUUCCGCAGCUGUCUCUAUUCUAGGCCCUUCAGCACAGGGAGGGGCUUUGAUCAAAGGCCUGAAAAUGGCCAAGAUCGACACCAAGGUGCUACAAAGACCGAACUACAAGCUCGACGCACCACACCGAGCAGGCUCAGGGGCCAUAGCCAUCGUGGGCAUGGCAGGGAGAUUUCCUCAGGCCAAUGAUCUUGAGCAGUUCUGGAAGCUGAUUAUGGAGGGCCGGGCAACUCACGAAACGGUCCCAGCGAAUCGAUUCAGUAUUGCAGACUUUUACGACCCGACGGGAAAGAAGAAGAACAGUACGAUAACUUCUGAUGGCUGCUUCAUGUCAGACCCAGGCAACUUCGACUCCCGGUUGUUCAACAUGUCACCUAGAGAAGCGAUGCAAGUUGACCCCGUCCAUCGAUGCUUCCUGAUGGCUUGUCUGGAAGCUCUCGAGAAGUCUGGAUACAAUCCAGACGGAAACCUGGCAGCGGAGAGCAAGCGGACUGCUGUCUACUUCGGCCAGAUUGCAGACGCAUGGCGAGAGAUCAACAUGCAGCAAGGUGUAGACGUCUUCACCGCCCCGGGUCUCCUGAGAGCGUUCUCUCCGGGACGAGUGAACUACCACUUUGGGUUUGAGGGAGGUUCCUAUAGCUUGGACGCCGCCUGUUCAUCGAGUUCGACUUCCAUCCAACUCGCCUGUGCCGCCCUGAUGAACCGAGACUGCGACAUGGCUCUCGCUGGAGGAGCUCAGAUUUCCAGCAACCCCUAUGAGUUCGCCGCAUUGGCCACAUCUGGCUUCUUGGCGAGGUCCGGUGGCUGCAAGACUUUCCGAGCAGAUGCCGACGGAUACUGUCGUGGUGAGGGUGUCGGAGCAGUUGUACUGAAACGACUCGAGGAUGCGCUUGCGGACAAUGACAACAUCGAAGGUCUCAUCACCGGCUGGGGACGCAACUACUCUGCGGGCGCUUCCUCGAUCACGCACCCUCACCCAGAGUCUCAGGAGAAGUUGCUUCGCCAGGUCCUGCGUCAAGCCAACGCAAAGCCAAGCGAUAUUGGAUACGUCGAAUUACACGGGACUGGCACGAUCGCUGGCGACAUGUCCGAAAUGACAUUGACGACGAGGAUCUUCAACGGCCACUUCAAGCCAGAGAAACCUCUCCACGUCGGAGCCCUCAAGGCCAACAUCGGCCAUUCCGAGGCCGCCGCCGGUGUCUCGUCCGUCAUCAAGGCGGUGCUCAUCACGAAGCGAGGCGUCAUCCCACCGCAGGCGAACAUCAACUCCGAGACCAAGUUCCACCCGGGUUUCGCCAACCUCGACAUGUCCACCAUCAAGAUCGACAUGGAGCCCGCGACGCUGGACAAGACCAAGAACAAGAUUAUGGUCAACAACUUCGACGCUGCGGGAGGAAACACCUGUCUGUUGAUCGAGGGCGCGCCGGCACCCGGCGAGAAGAGCGUCGAUCCUCGAAGCUGGCACACUGUCGCCGUAUCCGCGCAGACGAACCCGUCGCUCAAGGGCAACAAGCAGCGCCUGCUGGACUACCUAAUCAGGCACCCGGAGACAAAGCUCGCAGACGUCGCCUACUCCACGACGGCUCGCCGCAUGCACUACACCCGCAAGUCGCAGUACAUGGCGACUUCGACCGAGGACCUGAUCUCGCAGCUGCAGAAGGACGUCGCGAAAGCGAAGCAGGACAUCAAGGCGGUCAACUCGAGCCCGGACAACGUCUUUAUGUUCACGGGCCAGGGAUCGCACUACUCCGGCAUGGCCCACGAGCUGUACAGCACCAGCCCACAGUUCCGCGCCAACAUGGUCUCGCUCCAGAAGCACUGCCUCUCGCUCGGUCUGCCGGAGUGGAUCGACAUCUUCACCAACCCAAGCGAGGAUCUGGCCGCGUUUUCGGCAACGCAGAUGCAGCUUGCGAUCGUCUGCCUCGAGCUGGCGUUGGCUGAGCUGUGGCAAUCAUGGGGCAUCAAACCCAGCAUGGUUAUGGGACAUAGUCUCGGUGAGUACGUCGCUCUCUGCGUCGCUGGUGUGCUGUCGGUUUCAGACACCCUGUGGCUGGUUGGUAAGCGCGCCACUAUGCUGGAGGCGAACUGCAAGAAGGAUGAGUAUGGCAUGCUCUCCAUGUCGGCCACCGCAUCUGAGGUCGAAACGAUGCUCAAGGAGGGCGGCUUCGAGAAGGACUGCGAGCAUGCCUGCUACAACAGCCCCAAGUCCAACGUCGUCAGCGGACCCGUCGCCAGACUGUCCGAGCUAGAGAAGUAUGUCUCUAAGAAGGGCAUGCGUGCGAAGCUCCUGCAGAUUCCGUAUGCCUUCCACUCCGCACAGCUCGAUGAUAUCUAUGAAGAUUUCAAGAAGGCUGCUGGCAGUGUCGCCUACCUCCCACCUCUAGUACCAGUCGCGUCAACCGUCACGGGCGAGAUCGUUGACAAGGAAGGUGUCUUCAACGCCAACUAUUUAGCCCGUCACGCACGACAGCCCGUUCGCUUCGCCGAUGCCCUGCAGAGCAUCCAGAAGUCGCGAGGAAAAGGCCAGGCGCCGCUCUGGCUCGAGGUUGGACCGAGCCCGAUCUGCUCCACCUUGUUGCGCGAGACUCUGGACGUAAAUGCAUCGGAGCUGCUCACAUCCAUGAAGUCAGGGGAGAACAACUGGAAGACAAUUGCCACCUCCAUGGGACGUGCCUACGUCGCCGGUUCGUCACUCCACUGGCCCGAGUUCCACAGACAUCACACCGAUUCUUUGAGGCUCCUGGAUCUGCCGACCUACUCAUUUGACUUGAAGUCGUACUGGAGGGCUUUCACGACCGCGACCGGCGCCUACAGCGGGAUCUUUGUAGGCGAUGGUCCGCCAGCGGAGUUGUUGGCCGCGGCCGAGCCCGAAACGCAGUCGAAAUUCGUGCCGACAGCCAUGGUCCAGAAGCUUCAAGAUGAGACGGUCGAGCCUGAUAGGGUCGAAGUCACUUUCACGACUAGCGUUGCGGAUGAGCGGGUGCGCGGGGUUAUCAGAGGGCACAACAUCGAAGAGACCUGCAUCUGCCCAGCCAGCGCAUACGUCGACAUGGCCCAAACCGCUGCCCAAUACGUGCACAAGCUGGCCCUGCCAGACAAGAAGUCGCUCGGAACGCUCGUCGACCUCGAGCUCAUCAACCCGCUGGUACUCAAGGGCGAGGAGAUCACCCAGCUGGUCGAGAUAAAGGCCAUCGCCGAAAAGAAGGACGACUGGACCGUGUCCGUCAGCUUCCGCUCCAACACCGAGGGCGGCAAGUUCGACGACAACGGGAAGUGCAAGGUCCUAGCCGCCGACCCGGCCGAGAAGAAGCCCGAGUGGGCUGAGAAUGCCGAGCUCGUCAAGAAGCGCAUCCACGCCCUGAUGAACCCGGACGCCGACUCCGAGGUCCAGCACCUGCGCCACCGCAUCCUUUACAAGCUCUUCGACAACCUGGUCAAGUAUGGCAAGCGGUACCAAGGUAUCACAGAGGCGUAUGUCGACUACGACAUGCACGACGCGGUCGCCAAGAUCAAGCUGGUGCCCACCCCCGACUCAGACAAGGGCGCCUUCGUCAUUGACCCGUACCACAGCGACACCCUCGUCCACCUGGCUGGCUUCCUGCUCAACAGCGACCACGACGACUCCGACGGGCUCCUCAGCUUCUCCUCAGGCCUCAACGGCAUGAUGAUGGCGGCCAAGAUGGAGCAGGGCAAGGAGUACCUCAGCUAUGUGCGCAUGCUGACCAACGCCAAGGGAGAGUCCAUCGGGGACAUCUACAUCUUCGACGGAGAAGAGGUUGCUGGAGUCAUCGCGGGCCUCAAGUUCCAUCAGAUGAGACGUGCGGUCAUGAAGCUCACCCUUGGAUUGCACACCGGAGCCGGAGUUCCGCAACCGGCGGUCGUAGAAGCUGCUCCACUAGCGAACGGCGCGCCAAACAAGGCAGUCGCCGCGCCAGCUGCAGCUGCUUCGAAGGGUAGCAUGGCCGAUGCAUUCAUUGCUGCGCUCAUCUCCGAGACCGGUGUCGACCCCGACGACAUGGAAGACUCGACCGAACUGUCAGAGCUGGGCGUCGACUCGCUCAUGGGUGUCGCCAUCCUGCAGAAGGUCCAGCGGGACACCGGAGAGACGCUACCCGCGACGAUCUUCUUCGAACUCCAGACCGUCGGUGACGUCAGGGCUCAUCUCGGCGGCGACGGCGCAGACGGCGGCAACUCGUCGUCCGAGGAAAAUUCGCGGGACGAUCUCGUGACGCCCACAUACGCCACGAGCGUCUCAUCCCAGACGGACGAGGACGGCGAGGCCAAGCGCGUCGACCCGGCGGACCUGACGAAGAAGUUCACCAGCAACGUGGCGCUCCUGCAGGGCGACGUCAAGUCCAAACAACGGCCGCUGUUCUUCGUGGCCGGCUCCAGCGGCACGGCGUCCAUCUACACGCAACUCCCAAAGCUCGGUUCCGGCACGCCCGUGUACGUGCUCGAGACGCCGUUCCUCGAGUGCCCGCACGAGAUGCGGUACACGCCCGAGGAGAUCGCGCCCGUCUACGUGGCGGCGAUGAAGGCGGCACAGCCCGCUGGACCGUACCUGCUCGGCGGGUACUCGGCGGGCGCGGUGCACGCGUACGAGAUGGCGCGGCUGCUGCUCAACGGCGGCGAGGAGGUGGAGAAGCUGAUCCUGGCGGACAUGAAGGCGCACCGGCCGCACGAGACGUGGACGGAGGCGCCGCGGCCCGAGGACCUGGAGGGGGGCGGACCCGGCGGCGCCGGCGGGGCGGCGUCGAUGGCGGCCAUGGCGGCCGUGGACAAGAACUUCAAGGCGAUGCGGUCGUGGGAGCUGGCGCGCGCCAACCGCUUCGCGAGCCUGCAGUGCAUGUACGCGUGGCGGCCGACGCCCAUGGUGCCGUCGCGGCGCCCGACCAAGGGCACCGUCAUGGUGUGGGCGCGCUGGGGCAUGUGCGAGCGCUUCAAGGUCCCCGGCAUGGAGGCCGACCCCGUCGUCAACCCCAUGGCCGCCGAGAGCCGCGACUACAAGAACUGGUUCUACUCGCGCCGCCACACGUACAACGCCAAUGGCUGGGAUGUGCUGGUGGGCGAUGUCGAGACCCAUGUCGUCGAUGGCGACCAUUGGAACAUGCUGGAGCCGCCCUAUGCUGCGGAUCUCACCAAGAAGAUCAACGAGGCUAUUGUAAGCCUGUAA
Messenger RNA from Anthostomella pinea, 6129 nucleotides. The record is from the annotation of a GenBank genome assembly. Lineage: Eukaryota; Fungi; Ascomycota; Sordariomycetes; Xylariales; Xylariaceae.